Molecule: messenger RNA, 1489 nt
Organism: Macroventuria anomochaeta
Lineage: Eukaryota; Fungi; Ascomycota; Dothideomycetes; Pleosporales; Didymellaceae
Exons: 2
Coding region: 63-1328 (421 amino acids)
Source: RefSeq, a predicted model, not a curated record
AUUGAACUUCAAUUUUUUGACUGCGUCAUACUCCACUUGCUCUGAUCAAGCCACACGACAUCAUGCGAGCACUCCUGCCUGUCGCGACUGCGGUCUUUGCCCUCACCUCCGUUGUGCAAGGCCUGUUCGGUGCGAAGGGGAAGGCCAACGCGAUAGCCGAUGCCCAGAUCCACCUCUAUUCCUUCGUAUCUCGCGACUGCACCGGAGAACCCUACACAAGCCCGUACGAGAUGAAGCAAGGCGAAUGCGUCAACUUCCACGAGGCACACAGCCUCAAGCCGAGGUUUCGCUUUGAUCACGCAGAUUGGGUCAAGGAGGUCAACGAGCUUCGAGUGAACUGCAAGCUCGAGACGUUCUCAGCUUACAAUUGCCUUGAACCCAACAGGACUGUCAGGUAUCGAUCGGAUCGCAGCGGUCAUCUGCCCAAGAACUUCAACAGCUGCCUGGUCUCACGCCAUCAGAAGGAUCACCACGACAGCCCCGAGAGCUCCGAUGACGAAUACUCCCGUGAGCACCCCUUCUACUCCGCCAGGUUCGUCUGCGGCAAACUCGAGAACCCUGAGCACCUCUGCACCAGCACCAUCGAGCACACGUCCUGGUCUAUCGACUCGACGUACGGCGCGCCACACUUUGCGGUACACACCGCAACCUACACCGGCUCCCUUUCUGCCACCACUCACGUCGCCGCUCGAAGUGCCGCCGUGGAGCGCUUCAAGCCACACCGCGAGACCAAGGGCGUUUGGAUGCUACACCCCUGGAGCCAGUCAGUAGUUUGUUACUCCUGCUACCCCAAGAAGGAUCACGACUACCGUAAAAUCGAAUGCCGCCACGGCGACGACUAUCCUGCCGACUGUGGAGCUGCCCCUGUGGUGCACAGACCCACAACCACCACAACCACCUCCACAACAACAGCCACGACCACGACCCAUAGCACCAAGAAGGCGACAGCGUACACGGUGUCACAAUACGCUGACUACCUCCACACUUCGUCGUCAGACUCGGAGUCUGAUCAAGAGUUCGCACACCUGGACAUUGAGCUUUCGCAGAAGAAGUCCUGGCACACACCCGUCAAGUUCGGUCACCCUUUCAUUGUUGGUAAGUACGCCUGCGCGGACGCCGAGUGGGAAAAGCGAGGUCAGAAGGGCAAGGAAUAUAUCAAGAUUCAGCACGUCCACAUCUGCGACCACAAGGAUCGACUUGAUUCGCAGUGGAUUGGUCUGCCAGAGACCGUUGUUCACACCACGCACAAGACGAAGACCUCCACAAGCACGAUCCAGCACACCUCGACAUCGACCUCGACCUUGACCAUUCGACACGAUCAGUUGUGAGGUCGCGUCAGUAAGCUUGCAGAGGCCGUAGGAUAGCUGAAUACCUCCUGGGUUCGGAUUUUGUGAAGGAUUUGUAAGGUGGUUCCAAGGUACUGUUAUCGCGGCAUGACUUGUUUUAGUAGCGUUAGUGUAGAUAGUCUAAUCGAACAUCAAUGUUGGGC